AUGGCUUCAAUCGCUGAAGACGUCUUGGGCAUCUUCGUCAUUGCGAUAUUCAUUGCCAUCUUGCUGUAUGGCAUUACGACAGCGCAAGCUUUUCUUUUGCUAUGCCGUGUAGGCUUCACUUUGGCGUUGUCCAUCCUACUAUGGACUCUCGGGCAAUGGAACCGGUUCAGGGAAGACACCAAGUCGAAGGCGACGUUCUUGAGCAGUCUUGCGAUGGCGGCGAUGGUCGACCUGGUUAUUUCCCUGAUACAGAUAUACUAUCUCUGGACGAGCCGCACGGGGUUCAGGAGCACGGACCGUCUCAUCAAUACGCUGCUCAUGUACAUCGUGCAUUCGGGUGGACUGACGACAUUGAUCUCCGUGAUGAUUCUCGUGCUGUUCGAGAUCCCGGCACUGAAGAACAACAUCAUGUUCGUCGGGCUCGUGGGAAUCCAGAGCAAACUAUACGCCAACUCGUUCCUGGCGACGCUGAAUGCACGGGUACACAUCAAGAAGCGGGCCUUCGGAUCUAACGGUAUGGAUAUAGAUACCGUAGAGCUGAACCAGCGAGGACGCGGGGGCCCACAUGAGGAGAACAGGCCGUCUAAGCCGGCCCUUGCGAUCUUCACGGAGACGCAUGUUGUCAAGGACAGCUAA
Molecule: messenger RNA, 636 nt
Organism: Postia placenta MAD-698-R-SB12
Lineage: Eukaryota; Fungi; Basidiomycota; Agaricomycetes; Polyporales; Adustoporiaceae
Exons: 13
Coding region: 1-636 (211 amino acids)
Source: RefSeq, a predicted model, not a curated record